Messenger RNA from Trichechus manatus latirostris (Florida manatee), 1074 nucleotides. It is a transcript of the gene GIPC3, whose product is annotated as GIPC PDZ domain containing family member 3. The coding region runs from base 232 to 909 and encodes 225 amino acids. The transcript has 6 exons. Gene Ontology annotation, molecular function: protein binding. The record is from RefSeq and is a predicted model, not a curated record. NCBI's taxonomy places the organism in Eukaryota, Metazoa, Chordata, Mammalia, Sirenia, Trichechidae.
GCGCCCGCGCCCUCGCCCGCGCCCUCCGAGUCCCUGGCCGCUCCCCACUCCCCAGCAGCUCCCCGCGCCCGCCCGCGCCUCGUCUUCCGCACGCAGCUGGCGCACGGCAGCCCCACGGGCAAAAUCGAGGGCUUCACCAACGUCCGCGAGCUCUACGCCAAGAUCGCCGAGGCCUUCGGCAUCGCGCCCACCGAGAUCUUGUUCUGCACCCUCAACAGCCACAAAGUGGACAUGCAGAAACUCCUGGGCGGCCAGAUCGGGCUGGAGGAUUUUAUCUUUGCCCACGUGCGGGGUGAGACCAAGGAAGUAGAAGUCACCAAGACAGAAGAUGCCCUGGGGCUGACCAUCACGGACAAUGGGGCCGGCUAUGCCUUCAUCAAGAGAAUUAAGGAGGGCAGCAUCAUCAACCGCAUCGAGGCCGUGUGUGUGGGCGACAGCAUUGAGGCCAUCAAUGACCACUCCAUCGUUGGCUGUCGGCACUACGAAGUGGCUAAGAUGCUGCGGGAGCUGCCCAAGUCCCAGCCCUUCACCCUGCGUCUGGUGCAGCCCAAGAGAGCCUUCGAUAUGAUCGGUCAGAGGAGCCGGAGCAGCAAAUGUCCCAUGGAAGGGAAGGUGACCAGUGGGAGAGAGACCCUGCGCCUUCGUUCCGGGGGGGCCGCCACAGUGGAGGAGGUGCCUAGUGAAUUUGAGGAGGAAGCAUCCCGGAAGGUCGACGACCUGCUGGAGAGUUACAUGGGAAUUCGGGACCCCGAGCUGGCGUCCACCAUGGUGGAGACCUCCAAGAAGACAGUGAGUGUUCAGGAGUUUGCACGCCAUUUAGACUCCGUCUUGGGAGAGUUCGCCUUCCCGGACGAGUUUGUGGUGGAGGUGUGGGCCGCCAUCAGCGAGGCCAGGGAGGCUUGUGGCUAGCCUGCCCUGGGGGCGAGCGUAGCCCCAGUCCAGAGCCCAGCCCCCUGCCCCAGCCCUCCGUGUCAGCUCCUGAAGCCCAGCCUUGCUUCAGAACCCAUCCCAGAUCUGAGACCCAGCCCUGCUCUAGAACCCAGCCCAAUUCAGAGACUCAUCCCAGCUCCAGAA